UUAAUAUAUUACAUAUACAUAGUACGUCACUAAUGAAACAUUAAAAUGAAUUCGUUAACAAAUUCGUUUUUUCCAUGGAGAGCCAUUGCUUUACGGUUUUGCCCACGCGCCAAGCUGCAAACACCCUCGAACAAAUUUUCAUCGUCAUCACUUACGUUAGCGAAGCAAGGAACUCGAUCACUCGUCAGCCUAUAAAUUAUAAUUGUAGUCUCCAGCCACCAUAAAUCAACCACAAGUCGCUCAAUACCAACAAAGAUUAGUCAAUCGAUCAGCACUUGGAAGUCGAAUUCAAUUUAGAAUCAUCAAUGGAAAAGCCGCAGCAGCACAUCCUGGUGGCCUGCUAUCCUGCCCAAGGCCACAUAAACCCCACCCUCCGCCUCUCCAAACGCCUAGCCCAUGAAGCAGGAGUUCGAAUCACCUUCUCCACCGCCGUCAACGCCCACCGCCGCAUGUUCCCAAACCAAGAAGCAGGAGUACUCCAUGACGAUCUCUUUGCUUACAUCCCCUAUUCCAAUGGUUAUGACGACGGCUUCGACCCUAAGAUACACGACAUUAGAACAACCAUGUACGACAGCAAGCAAAAUGGCUCCAGAAGCCUCGCCUCCAUCGUUGAUGAUCAAGCCGCACGCGGCCAACCCGUCACCUGCAUAAUCUACUCUUUCUUCAUGUCGUGGGCAGCCGAAAUAGCUCGCGAACGCGGCAUCCCAUCCUUCCUUUUCUGGAUCCAGCCCGCCACAGCUUUCGCGGUCUAUUGGCACUACUUUCACGACUACAAGAGCAUCCUGGCCGCCAACGUUAGUGACCCGUUAAGCGUCGUGAACCUUCCCGGGCUGCCUCCGAUGAGGAUCCGUGAUCUUCCCUCCUUCGUCACCGAAAACUCACCUGAAGGCCCCUAUGCUGUAUUUACUCCUUUUAUUCGGGAGAUGUUUGAGAUGCUGGACACGGAGAUUUCGAUACAGAGCUCGAAGCCAAUGGUGAUCUCGAACACGGCAGAUGAGAUGGAAGCGUCGGCCAUUAUGUCUGUAGCCGAUGAGGUAAAUAUCGUCGGAAUUGGUCCGUUGCUGGAGGAUACAGUGGAAGGGAGUUUGUUUAAGUCGGAUGAUAAGAAAGAGUACAUGGAUUGGCUCGAUAGGCAGGAGGAGAAGUCGGUGGUGUAUGUUUCUUUUGGGAGCAUCUCAGUGCUGCAGAAGGAUCAGUUAGAGGAAAUAUGGAAAGGGUUGAGGCGGAGCGGGAGGCCUUAUUUAUGGGUGGUGAGGAAGGACAACAGGUGGGAAGGGCAGGAACUUGAAGAAGAUGAGGAUGAAGAAGUGAAGAAGGGGAUAGUGGUGGAGUGGUGUUCGCAGGGGAGGGUGCUUGAGCACAAGGCCGUGGGGUGUUUCGUGACGCACUGCGGGUGGAAUUCAACGGUGGAGAGUCUUUUGUGUGGCGUGCCGACGGUAGCGGUGCCACAAUGGACGGAUCAGUUAACGAACGCGUGGCUGAUGGAGAAGGCGUGGGGGACGGGUGUGAGGGCGGAGGUGAGCAAGGAUGGGUUAAUGGAAGCAGACGAGUUGCGACGGUGCCUUGAGAUUGUGAUGGGGGAGGGGGAAAGACCUGAGGAAAUUAGGAGGAAAGCGGAUAUGUGGAAGGAAAAAACUCGUCAGGCGACUGUAGCAGGAGGUUCAUCGCAUAGAAACUUAAUGAGAUUUGUGCAGGAGAUAGCAAGCUGAUCUGUGGGCAUAAAUUUAUUAUUAUUAUUAUUUACUAUUGAUCGAAUAUUCAUUUUCAUCCAACUCAUCUUGUUCUGUUGGUUGAGAACUUAUGCUUUCAACUAAGAGGUAUGGGUUGAGUCUUUGUGUUUGCGUUGUUUGUGUGAGUUUGCCUUAAAUGGCCUAAAUGUUCAAAAAAAAAAAAUAUUCAUUUUCUUCCUUGAAUUAAUGGGCCACUUUCUAUU
This is a messenger RNA of Dendrobium catenatum, 1933 nucleotides long. RefSeq names its product cyanidin 3-O-rutinoside 5-O-glucosyltransferase-like. The record is from RefSeq and is a predicted model, not a curated record. The coding region runs from base 306 to 1709 and encodes 467 amino acids. The transcript has a single exon. Gene Ontology annotation, molecular function: UDP-glycosyltransferase activity. Lineage: Eukaryota; Viridiplantae; Streptophyta; Magnoliopsida; Asparagales; Orchidaceae.